This is a messenger RNA of Hydra vulgaris (swiftwater hydra), 985 nucleotides long. RefSeq names its product metaxin-1. The record is from RefSeq and is a predicted model, not a curated record. Gene Ontology annotation, cellular component: cytoplasm; SAM complex. Lineage: Eukaryota; Metazoa; Cnidaria; Hydrozoa; Anthoathecata; Hydridae. Gene Ontology annotation, biological process: mitochondrion organization.
UUAUUUUAAAUUUAGAAAAAAAAAUAAAAAAAUAUUGCAUUGAAAUUAGGAAAUGGAGUUGUAUUAUUGGCCUGCACAACUAAAAUGGGGUUUACCCACAUUUGAUAUCAACUCAUUACAUGUUAUGAGUUACAUAAAGUUUUGCAAAGCACCUGUCAGUUUAUUUCCAGUUUUAAAGUCUCUGCUUAAUGCAAAAACUCGUGAAUUACCAUGCCUGGUUACAACAUCUGGUGAAAUGUACUCUUCGCCUAAAGAAAUAAUAAACUAUCUUAACCUAAAGUUUUUUAACCCUGACACAUGGCUUAAUGAAGAACAAAGAGGUAAUAUUAUUGCAAUGACUUCAUUGAUAGAGGAAAAGUUAUUGCCAGCUGUUAUGUCUUUACUUUGGCUUGAUAACCAAAACUUUACAGAAGUAACGCGUAUGGUAUACGCAAAAUCUUGUCGCUACCCUCUUAAUUUUUCUACUCCGCAAAGUCUUCAGCAUGAUGUUGAAAAAUCCAUUAGAAUUUCAGGAAACUAUUCUAAUGAAGAUUUUGAUGUUAUAUGUAAUAAGUUAUUCUUGAAUGCUGUUUCUACUUUGAACAUGUUUUCUGAGUUCUUAGGAGAUAAGCACUUCUUGUUUGGUGAUAGACCAAGUUCUUUAGAUGCCUUGCUUUUCUCUUGUCUCGUUAUUCCGCUAAAACUUCCUUUGCUAAACGGAAAGUUAAAAAAUUAUUUGAAAGGUUGUAGUAAGUUUUCUCAGUACACAGGUCGAAUUAUGCAAAUUUAUUUUAAAGAGGAGCUGAAAAGUAAAGAUUCUAUUUUGAAAGAAGAAGACGAUCCGUAUAAAUACGAUUGGAUAUUUCCUGUAGUUGUAACUGCACUUGCUAUGUUUUCCUAUGCUGUAAACAUAAAGUUGAUAACAAUUACACGAUAACUGUUUAAUUAUGGUUUAACUGUGAAUCAAUUAUUCGUGUUAUUUCAGUCUAACGGCUAACUUAAUGAA